This is a messenger RNA of Penicillium odoratum, 708 nucleotides long. RefSeq lists its product as uncharacterized. Lineage: Eukaryota; Fungi; Ascomycota; Eurotiomycetes; Eurotiales; Aspergillaceae. The record is from RefSeq and is a predicted model, not a curated record. The transcript is spliced from 2 exons. The coding region runs from base 1 to 708 and encodes 235 amino acids.
AUGGACUCCUCCACUCUAUCAAUCCCCAAAGCAGCUAUGGAUCCCACUACUCUGCCAGAUGAGAAGCCUGCUCCCGAAAACACCACCGAUCAUCUCACUACGCCAAAGCAGAACCCUGCUCUCGAAGAAAUCAAAUUCGGGCCCAUCCUCGAUGAUCUCAAGCGACUUGAUUCCGCCGCCGCAGCGGACCCUGAUGCAAUGACUGGGACCCCCGAGAAAAUCGCAGCUUUUCGAGCUACCUGCACCAAGCACUACGCAGAUAUCAUCAAGGCCCUCGAAAUGCAGCUCGAUGUUACCAAGCAAGCUCAAAGAUACACCGACGAAGUGAAGAAGAACGCCCCUAUCGAGCUGAAGGAGUUCCUCGAUCCCCACACUCCCAAUGAGGAAGCCGCUGACAAUUUGGAGAGUAUCGCGAGCUACAUCAAGCCUAUUGCCAAUCAUCUUUCUGGUGUCAAGAAGAACAAUAUGAUGUUACCUAUUCUGAAGAAGCAACUGGAGAGGAUGCAAGCUGCUAAGUCAAAGCAAAGCUUCGAAAAGAUGAUCCCCGUCCUUGUCGACUUGAUCAAGCAGAAUGAACACCUGAUGAAUGAUUUGACUCAGCUUCUGUUCGACUUUGUUGGUGCAAGAAUGGCGCUUGAGGAGCGUGUUGCUAAGAAUACUGUUGCUGUCGGUGACAAGGAACUCAACAUUGAUACCCUCAAAAUUUGA